AUGCCGGACGCUUCAAAUUCUCGAUUUACCCAUCCUUCAUUUUUGAACGCUUGAUUAUACUUUUAGUUCGUCACAUAAACCGAAAGCAUGUAGGAAAAUCUAUUACAGACCUAUAACAGACACCGGCCUUUUCAAACUUUACAAUGAUAUGGAAUCAACAUGUUUCAAAUUUGUUAAUGAAGAAGGUGAAACAAUCCAAUCUAAAGUCGAAAAAUUUACAUCUAUUGUCAGAAAUUCGCUCAAUUAAGAUCUUCAUAUAAAAUCGCGAUUUGUUAAUGAUAAUAAAAGCUCCUGUAAUGUGUAUUGCUUCAAUGAUCAUAUCAAAAAUAUGAGAAAAACUUUGACGUUCCUAACAGAGCUUUAUACAGACGAUGCUACUUCUGUUAGUGCGGACUGCUUGAAAACAUUUAAAUAUAGUUACAGACAAGAAAUUGUCAAAGCUAAGAUUAAAGCCAACGAUAACUACAUUAAUAAAUCCAAC
Molecule: messenger RNA, 481 nt
Organism: Acanthoscelides obtectus
Lineage: Eukaryota; Metazoa; Arthropoda; Insecta; Coleoptera; Chrysomelidae
Source: the annotation of a GenBank genome assembly